CCAUAUUCAUGCAAAGUCUGCUGUCUUCUCAAGUUGGCCGUCGACCCAACCUGGCGCUAUGCGAGUGGUAAUUUCUCUACCGUCUGCCGCCCAAUCCUCACGGUGGUGAGUCACAAUGUCUCUAGAGCCCUCGAAUUCGGCAACUUCUCGGCACCCCAUCGAAAGGACCUCAUUCUUCCAUUAACACGAGCUGAGCUGUACGCCAACUUUGGUGCUUAUGCGGGCGUGGUGAAGGAACUGCAUUACGCUAUCGCCAGCAGCGAGGUAGUUAAUAGUUCCAACUCCAAGGGACUCUCCAUUCUAUUUCUUGAUGAUGUCACACCCUGUCCCAAUGGACGAUGCAAACGAGGGAAGUGCUUCAAGCUCAUUGGUCCAAAGGACGCUAGUUUUGGGGGAAUCAUAGAUCUGCUUGGUGGCGAGUCUCUCUUCCGUGUUUCGACUGAGUGGCUUCACUGA
Messenger RNA from Hydatigera taeniaeformis, 456 nucleotides. The record is from the annotation of a GenBank genome assembly. Lineage: Eukaryota; Metazoa; Platyhelminthes; Cestoda; Cyclophyllidea; Taeniidae.